Messenger RNA from Wickerhamiella sorbophila, 966 nucleotides. RefSeq names its product Eukaryotic translation initiation factor 3 subunit H. Gene Ontology annotation, cellular component: cytosol; eukaryotic 43S preinitiation complex; cytoplasm. The transcript has a single exon. The coding region runs from base 1 to 966 and encodes 321 amino acids. NCBI's taxonomy places the organism in Eukaryota, Fungi, Ascomycota, Dipodascomycetes, Dipodascales, Trichomonascaceae. The record is from RefSeq and is a predicted model, not a curated record. Gene Ontology annotation, molecular function: translation initiation factor activity; metallopeptidase activity; protein binding.
AUGCCUGCUUAUCCGGAAUUUGGUACCGCUGAUCAAGUAGAGCUUGAUGCUGCGGCUAUCUUCCAGAUCACCCGCCAUCUCCACGACCAGUUCCCUCGCUCGGCUGGCGGAAUCCUCUUGGGUAUGGAGCUGGAGGGAACGAUUGAAGUGACGGAAACCUUCCCUUUGCCGCCCUCUGCUUCUGAGGGCGACGGUUCCAAUUUGCGUAGCAAGGCUAUUUUGGAGUACCAGAGCCAAAUGAUUGAACAGCUCAAGCAGGUUGGCUCCGACACCCAGAUUCAGGGCUGGUACGUGUCUAGCUCGUUGGGGGCCAUUUACGAGCAGAGCUUUUUGGACAACAUGUUCUUUUACCAGCAACAAAACCGCGAUGCUGUUAUGAUUGUUCACGACGUUGCCAUGUCCCGGGAAACUAGCACUUUGGUUCUUAAGGCCUUCCGUCUGAGCCAGCAAUACCUGUCGGCUCGCAGAGAGAAUAAGUUUACCACCGAGAGCCUGGAGACUAACAACUUGGACUUCCACGAUUUGCUCGAGGAAUUACCCAUUCGUGUCCACAACUCCUGUUUGACCAACUUGCUGAGCACUCAGAACAGCCAGCAGGUUCCCACGCUCAAGCAGCUCGAAGUUCCUAACCGGACCUUGGUGGAGAACAACAUUGAGGAUAUCUUGGACAGCAUUGAUGAUUUCAACUAUGACCAGAACAACUACAACUAUUAUCAACGGCAGCUUAUUCGUGAGAAACAGAAGGUCCACGCAUGGCAGCAGCGCCGCCGUGCUGAGAAUGCCGCUCUGGAAGCUGCUGGUAAGCCCACACAGUCGGUUGAGGAGUGGAAAGUUCUUUUCAAGCUGCCUGAGGAGCCGUCGCGUCUUGAUAACCUGCUUAUUUCUGCCCAACUCCAUGAGUAUUGCGAACAGAUUGAGGAGCUGGCUGCUGUCGCUAGCACAAACCUCGUCGCACCAAAGUUUUAA